AUGUCCUCCUCGCCAGGCUGCCACCGCCUGGGCGACUACCUGGAGGCGAUCAAGAAGGAUUUCGCGCGCGCCUGCAACGUGUACAAGAACAACUGUGACGACAACAACCACGGCAAGAGCUGCUUGAAGUACGCCAACUACAGGCUCGUCGGCAAAGGCAGCACGAUGGACAAAGCCGAGGCGCACCGCUACUACCGGCGGGGUUGCGAGGCGGGCUGCGGCAAGGCGUGCUUCGGCGUCGGUCUCGGUCUCACCUCGUCGAAGAGUGGCGUGACGCAGAACGUGACCGAGGGCCUGGCCUUCCUCUCCAGGGCGUGCGACAUGGGCACGGCCGACGGCUGCUACUUCGCCAGCGGGCUGUACAUCACCGGACGAGAGGAGCUGCCGCGCGACCUGCGCCGCGCCUUCCAGUUCGCCGUGCGCGCCUGCGAGCUGAAGAGCAUGGAGGCCUGCUCCAACGUGGCCCUCAUGUACGCCAGGGGCCACGGGGUCAAGAAGGACGACGCAGAGGCCGAGCGAUACCGAGCCAUCGUUGCUGACCACAACGAGCAGCUGAAGAGGCCCAGGGGCAUCGAGAUGGAGCAGGGCAUCAGGGACUGACCGCGAAUGAAGAGAGAGCGCUGCGUCUCGAAGCCCGUAGAGGAGUGUUCUACUGAAAUCACUACAGUCGAACUCGCACAUAUCGAAUCUGAAGGGGAUAACAAAAAAGUUCGAUAUAUAGGUAAUUCGAUCGAUGUAUAAAAUAAAAAUUUUAUGCAAAAAAUUUCGAGGGGGGAUUACUGCUGUUCGUUAUACACAAUAAUUCGUUAUAUACGUGUUCGAUAUAUGCGGGUUCGACUGUGUAGGAGACUCUGGCGCUGUUAUCGUUCAGUCAGUGAUGGAUUUAGUAAAUGUAUUUGUCUGGUCUUCGUGCUUGUGGCUUCGUACGUUCUUUCGGCUUUGUUCGCUGUGCUUUAUCCGCCUUGAUUGACCAAAAUCUUGAAACAAGCCCAUUUUAUUAAACGCGGAACGCAAUAUGACUCGGCACACUUUCGAAAUAACUGCGAAUUGUGGAAAUUGUAUUGCAAUAUUUUGUUGAAAGUGACUAGUCUUCAAAGUCGCAAAGCCCUUUGAAGUCAUACGGACGAAGUUUAGGCAAAUCUGGGCACUGUUACGUUUGGCCGAGUUGGGUUCCAAGCCGGGAGAAGAAGACGCCGGGAGAAGGAAGAACGUACUUUUAAUGCGGCAUGCUUGCCGAAAGAAGGUGUACAAAAAGAAGCGCCCACGGCGUGAUCCGCAGUCCUUUAUAAAGGAACGCCGUGAUCAAAGGGCGAGGGAAAACAUAUCAACGCACAUGCGCGAAACAGAUUAUCGUCUGGAACAGAUGAGCCAGACUUGGGCGCCGGCUGAUAAGCGGUGCGCAAACGCAACAGCCCCUCCCCACGGAAGAGCACCAAGGGGGUGAAGAAGGCUUCACACGCACUGGUUUUUGCGAAAGGUUCGUCGAAGACUUCGAUGUAACGGCACUUUCGGAGAUUUUCACCAGUUCAGCCGGCUGCGCGCUUGAUGGGCAGUUCCGAGGUGCACAGAAGCGCCAAAGUACUUGGCGACCGAUGUUCAAGGAUCCGGCGAAGUGACAUCUGACCGUCCGAGGACAGAUGACUCGGUGCUCGGUUUUCAAGUCGAAGGAUGCGUCCUUUACGGACGCGCGCAGGGUCCGGUGGUCUCUCAGGCCGAUGUGCGGAAAUGUGGAGUGCAUGGUGUGGCAGGA
Molecule: messenger RNA, 1750 nt
Organism: Dermacentor silvarum
Lineage: Eukaryota; Metazoa; Arthropoda; Arachnida; Ixodida; Ixodidae
Gene: Coa7
Product: cytochrome c oxidase assembly factor 7 homolog
Exons: 3
Coding region: 1-600 (199 amino acids)
Cellular component (GO): mitochondrial intermembrane space
Molecular function (GO): protein binding
Source: RefSeq, a predicted model, not a curated record